Messenger RNA from Ustilaginoidea virens, 2178 nucleotides. RefSeq lists its product as uncharacterized. Gene Ontology annotation, biological process: carbohydrate metabolic process. Bases 1 to 2178 code for a protein of 725 amino acids. NCBI's taxonomy places the organism in Eukaryota, Fungi, Ascomycota, Sordariomycetes, Hypocreales, Clavicipitaceae. The record is from RefSeq and is a predicted model, not a curated record. The transcript has 6 exons.
AUGUUCGUCCCUGUUAUAAAUACCAUGGGGGAGAACCUCUAUGAGGUCGUGGUUGAGACGUCUCGGUCGUCAAUCUGCUCGUCCUGUAUCCAGCACAUCCUGUUGCGGAUCCCCGGCGCCAUGAAGUUCCUCGGCUACGCCUCGGCAGCCGUCUUGUCUCUGCUGGGAUCGCGGGUGGAAGCUGAUUCCACCUACUGGCCUGCGAGGCCUCCUGCCCUUCCACUGGCCGUCAGAAACCCCUAUCUCAACGUAUGGCUCAAUAAGGAAGUGAACGGGCCCAAUCCGAUUCUUCCCGGCCAAUGGCCUCGGUUUUGGACUACUGGGAUUCAGGGAUGGCAAGGCUUCGUCAAGGUCGACGGCGUGGCAUACAACUGGAUGGGCGGCGCAACCGGAGCGCCCCUUGUCGACCAACUGAACGUGACGUAUACCUCGACCCGGUCCAUCUUUACCUUUUCCGUCGCCGGCAAGGUCACUUUGAACGUCGAGUUCCUGUCACCAGUUUACCCAACCGACCUGAAACGCCAGUCCAUCCCCUUCUCCUAUCUCAUCGUCAAGGCCAGGUCUCUCGACGGCGCCUCCCACAGCGUGCAGGUGUAUUCCGACGUUUCCGGAGAGUUUGCCUCGGGCGAUGACAAUGCCGUCGUCAAGUGGGAAACGGCCAGCGCCUCUGGCGUACGCAGCCACAAGUUCUACAAGGCAAAACAGAGCGUGUUUCAAGAAGACGGCGACAACGCCGCCUGGGGCAACUGGUACUGGUCGACGGCCGACGCCAACGGCUUAACCUACAGAAUCGGCGCCGACACGGCCGUUCGAGGGCAGUUCCUCAAGCAGGGCAAGUUGGACAAUACGGUUGACACCGAGUACCGCGCCGUCAACGACAGAUGGCCCGUCUUUGCGUUUGCCCGCGACCUGGGCAGCGUCAAGGGAAGCUGGGCCCGGACAAUCUUCACCAUUGGCGUGGCGCAAAAGGACGGCAUCCAGUUCACCGGCCAGGCCAAGGAGCCUCGCAGCGUGCCGUCGCUGUGGACGGCCUACCUUGCCGAGGAGGACCUGGCGGGCUUCUUCUACAAGGACUACGACAACGCGGCGCGGGCGUCGGACGGCAUGGACGCGCGCAUCCAGAAGGACUCGGUCGCCGCCGGGGGCCAGGACUACGCCACCAUGACGACGCUGGUGCUGCGGCAGAUUUUCGGCGCGCUCGCCUACACGGGCGCAGCCGACGACCCGUACAUCUUCCUCAAGGAGAUCUCGUCCAACAGCGACAUCCAGACGGUCGACGUCAUCUUCCCGGCCUUCCCGGCCCUGCUGUACCUGAACCCGGACCUGCUCAAGCACCUGCUGGAGCCGCUGCUGAUCAACGACCGGUACCACUACCCCAACGACUUUGCGCAGCACGACCUGGGCCGCUUCCCCCGGGCAAACGGGCAUCCCAAGGGCGACGACGAGCAGAUGCCGCUGGAGGAGUGCGGCAACAUGAUUCUCAUGAUGCUGGCCUACUCGCAGAUCAAGGAGGACGACGGGUACCUGGCCGACAACUGGGACCUGCUGGUCAAGUGGGCCGGGUACAUGAUCAAGGACGCCAAGAUUCCCGCGCAGCAGCUGUCGACCGACGACUUUGCCGGACAUCUUGCAAACCAGACCAACCUGGCCAUCAAGGGCAUCAUAGCCCUGCAGGCCAUGUCGCAGGUCGCCACCAAGGCCGGCCACGACGACCAGAGCCAAAAGUACGCCGACCUCGCCAAGGAAUACCUGGCCUUCUGGACCCAGCACGGCGUCAACCAGAAGGCCGGCCACACCACGCUCCAGUACGACAAGGCCGACUCGUACGGCCUCCUGUACAACAUCUACCCGGACAAGCUGCUCAAGCUCGACCUCAUCCCCCAGCGCAUCUACGACAUGCAGAGCGACUUCUACCUCGCCAAGCAGCAAAAGUACGGCGCCAUCCUCGACACCCGCGCCACCUGGACCAAGACGGACUGGGAAAUGUUCGCCGCGGCCGUGGCCAAGCCCGCCACCCGGCGCAUGUUCAUCACCAAGAUUGCGCGCUGGAUCGGCGAGACGCCCACCUGGCGCGCCAUGACGGACCUGUACGACGUCGCCACGGGCGACUACCCGGCCAACCUGCAGUUUACGGCGCGGCCCGUCAUGGGGGGUUUGUUUGCGCCGCUGGCGCUUUGA